AUGCUGCGCCCCGCUCGUGGGCCCCAGGAUCAUGCCGUUCAUCGCCGUCACUGGUGGGGCCGCCGUGGCUCCGAGUUCCGGCGGAAGAACGGGAUCGCGGCCCUGUCUGGUCAGCAGGAUCAAGGCCGCACACACUUGCGUGUAACCAACCGGGAGCUGUGGUUUCUGCAUGUCGCCAUCCAUCGAAUCAGUACAGUGCACUCCGUACCAGUACAGUACCACCAACGUCCCUUGCUGAAGCCAGACGCUGUUACCAGCACGGUGCCGCCCGCCGACCACAUCAACGGUACCCCCGUUGCCUCCUUCAACUGUGCAAUAUUCCUCUCUAUGCAAUACUGGGGUUUAUCGCAUGUUAGGAUGUGCCAGCUGCUGCUGACUUCCGCCUCUCGCUCAUCCUUCCCCAACAUCUCCACCUCCACCGUCCUGGCGAGCAAAAGCCUCGGCCCGACAACCCUUCUCCGCUUCGCAACCUCACCCUGUCAGGGCCGGAGUUUCGGCAGCAGUACCCCUCACCGCCGUCAUCGCCAUCGCCUGCCCCUCGACGCAGCAAACGCACUUGUGCUCUCGUUCGGUUCGUCAGCUCGCCCACCGCCGCUGGUCGUUGUGCCCAAGAGACUCGUCACCAUGUCGGCUCUGCCUACCACCCAGAAGGCCGUGCAGAUCGUCCAGAAUGGCGGUGUCGACGUGCUGCAGCAUGUCGACAUGCCCGUCCCCACCGUCGGUGCCGGCCAGGUGCUGGUGCGGAACCGAUUUGCCGGCGUCAACUUCAUCGACACCUACUUCCGCACCGGCCUCUACCCAGCGCCGCACUUCCCGCUGACGCUCGGCCGCGAGGCCUCUGGAGAGGUGGUCGCCGCCGACGCAUCCGUCACGGACCUUAAGCCCGGCGCGCGCGUCGUCUACAUGGCCGGCACCGAGGGGGGCACCUAUGCGCAGUACACGGCCGUGCCCGCCAAGAACGUCGUCGCCAUCCCCGACUCGCUCUCGUACGAGGACGCCGCCGCCGUCUUUCUGCAGGGCCUCACCGCCUGGACCUUUAUCCGCGAGGCCGGCCAGGUCCAGCCGGGCCAGUGGGCCCUUGUCCACGCGGCCGCCGGCGGCGUGGGCCUCUUGCUCGUCCAGAUGCUUCGCAGCGUCGGCGCCAAGGUUAUCGGCACGGCGAGCACCGAAGAGAAGUGCGAGCUGGCGCGCAAGAACGGCGCCGAGUGGACCAUCAGCUCCAAGAAUCAGGAUGCUCUCGUCGAGAAAGUCAAGGAGAUUACUGGCGGGCAUGGCGUGGACGUCAUAUUCGACGGCGUCGGCAAGGCGACCUUUGAUGCCGACUUGCAGAUGAUCGCCAUGAAGGGGCAUCUCAUCUCUUUUGGCAAUGCGUCCGGCGCCGUGCCGCCCAUCUCGAUCCUCCAGCUGGGACCCAAAAACGUCAAGCUCAUGCGGCCCAUCGUGAACGGCUACGUCGCCGAGCGCAAGGACCUAGAGAUGUACUCGACCGAGCUCUUCCAACUCGUCACGGCGGGCAAGGUCAAGAUUUCCGUGCACGAAAUCUACCCGCUCAAGGACGUAGCCCGGGCCCACACGGACAUUGAAGGCCGCAAGACGACGGGCAAGCUGUUGAUAAACUGCGAUUGA
Messenger RNA from Drechmeria coniospora, 1626 nucleotides. RefSeq lists its product as uncharacterized. Gene Ontology annotation, molecular function: zinc ion binding; quinone reductase (NADPH) activity. Bases 1 to 1626 code for a protein of 541 amino acids. The transcript has 4 exons. Lineage: Eukaryota; Fungi; Ascomycota; Sordariomycetes; Hypocreales; Ophiocordycipitaceae. Gene Ontology annotation, cellular component: cytoplasm. Gene Ontology annotation, biological process: cellular response to oxidative stress. The record is from RefSeq and is a predicted model, not a curated record.